Messenger RNA from Eurytemora carolleeae, 6985 nucleotides. RefSeq names its product macrophage mannose receptor 1. NCBI's taxonomy places the organism in Eukaryota, Metazoa, Arthropoda, Copepoda, Calanoida, Temoridae. The record is from RefSeq and is a predicted model, not a curated record. Gene Ontology annotation, molecular function: signaling receptor activity.
ACAAUAGAUGAAGACUCAACUAAAAGUCUUGACUUCUGGGGAGCCCGUGAAGAGUGCAAGAAGAUCGGAGGAGAUCUCCCAAUUCAGUUAGAACAGUCCAGUAAUAAAUAUCUAUAUUCCCUAGCCAAAGAAUUUGAGUCUGAUCUAUGGAUCGGUAUCACAGAGAAUGAAAACGGUUCUUUUAGUUGGGUGGAUGGGUAUCCUAUAAAUGAAAUUUCAUCAGAUCUUUGGCUUCAAAAUUCAGAUGAGCACCAGCCAAUAAAUAUGAAUGGGUCUGCAAGGGGGUCACUUCUAGUAAAUGAACAUGGAUCCUGGGCAACCAAACCAGAGUCUGAAACUCUCAGAUAUGUUUGCCAGCAUGAGGCAGGAUUUUUUUGUCUGGAUGGAAUGGUCCAGCAUGAUAUUUGGUGUUACACAUUUGAAAUAAAUCCAGAGAAAGAUAUUUUGGAAUGGACAGUGGCCAACAAUGAGUGUACAAAGCUUGGAAUGAGUCUUCCUGUUUUUAACCUCAAUGAAUCUGAAUCUGAAUCUGAAUGGUACAACAAAAAAUUAAUAGCCCUGGCUGUGUACUUGCAGCAUGUUCAUGCAGGAUUUUGGAUUGGUGCCAAAGAAACCACGAUAAACAGUGAAAAGUUUGACUGGGUUAACUAUGGUGGAGAGCUUGAGGAUGGAUAUGAUGCUAGAUCAGAUGAUAUAAUUUAUGAUGCAUUAGCUGAUGAUUGCCUUUGGUUUGCUCCUUGCAAUGGUAAUGAGUAUGCCUGCAACCCAAUUACCACAAAUAACAAACGAUGGCUAGCUGACAAGUGUGAAUCAAAUAAAAGGCCUUACUACUACGGCUGCCAAAUUUUAGUCAAAGAAACUGUUAACCUAACUGGAAUUUUUAACGUGAAAAAGUACUGCCUUCGAGGAUGGACUUUAUUCGCUGAUGAAUGUUAUAAAAUGGGGGACACUGAAGAAACUUGGGCAUCCGCAAACACUUGGUGCAAAGAGGUGAACCACCAAUCUAAUCUGGUCAGCCUCAGUUCAUUAGCUGAGAACGACUUUGUUUCUAAUCCUAUUUCAAAGGAAGUAAGUGAGCCAAGCUGGAUUGGGUAUAACAAGAGAAGUGGGGAGUGGAAAUGGACAGAUGGAACUUCUCCAACACAAUUUUACCAUUGGGCAUCCAAUCAGAAUCCACAAGAUGAUCCAAACCGCUGUGCUCUAAUAAACUCUAAUAAUGUUGAUAAUCCUGGAAACUGGGUUACUGCAUCUUGUACACAACUCCAUAAUUUUGUAUGUAAGAUGCCCUCGACUGAAGACCCCUCUGGAAACCCUACACUUCCAGAUACAACAGAAGCUCCAGAAAACCCUAACUGUGGACAUCACCAUGGAUGGGUAGAAGAUCCCAAAACAGGUAUGUGCUACCAUUUUCUUGAGACUCCUUUAGCAUGGGAGGAUGCCAAAGAGGAAUGUAAGUCCAUGUCUGGGUAUGGAGGGGAUGGUGAUCUUGCUUCUUUGAAUUCAUUUAUGGAACAGAGUUUUGUUCAAAGUUUAAUCCAAAAUGAAGGUGAUGAGGAAGGAACUUGGAUUGGACUUGCAGACUUGGGAACUGAGCGUGUGUUUAGAUGGUCUGAUGGAACUCCUAUAUCCUAUGUAAACUGGAAUGAUGGAGAACCUAACAGUUACUUUGAUAAUGAGGAUUGUGUUGAAAUAAUACCAUCCCUUGGGAGCAAAUGGAAUGAUGAAAAAUGUGAUAUACUUAAGAAAUCAGUUUGUGAGAGAAAAGGAUAUAACUAUAAACCUCCCCCGACCCCAUCUCCUCCAGAAGUUUCUUGUGAGCCUGGCUGGGAAGUAUUUGAGAAUAAGUGUUAUUACUUCAGUGGUUCUGUAGAGACCAUUUCAAAUGUCACAACAGGAAAUAUUAUUUGCAAAGCAUUAAACCCCAUAGCUACUUUGGCCUCAAUAGCUAGUAAAGCAGAAUUAGAUUUUGUAUUAGAACAUAUGCAAAAAAGUUCUUAUAUUGGAGCAUCAGAUUCACAUGAUGAAGGUGUUUGGACAUGGGAUGAUGGUACUCCAUGGGGUUUUGCUAAUUGGGGAACCAAUGAACCAAAUGGUGGUUCAGGAGAAAAUUGUCUUGAAAUAGUGAACCAUUCACGAUUGAAAAAUACUCGGGGCUGGUGGAACGACAUUAACUGUGAAGACCGUGGUAUCUCAAGAGGAUAUAUUUGUUCCUAUAAUAAUAAGGUUUGUCCAGACAACUGGAGAUAUUGGAACAACCAGUGUUGGUUUAGCUCUACUGAGAAAACUAAUUAUGAAACAGCUAAAAAAGAAUGCUCAGAUGUUAGUUUAACAGCAAAACUGGCUUCAAUUCAUGAUAUUACCGAAAACUGGUUUUUAUCAGAACUGGAAAAAGAUUCUUCUUUUAUUGGGCUGCAAAAAGGAUUUAAUGAGAAGUGGACCUGGAGUGAUGGUACUGAUGUCAGUUUUAACGGUUGGGAUGAAAAUCAACCUGUUGGUGUUGGAAAGUGUGCAGUACUUAGAAAAGAUGGAAAAUGGAAUACUGAAGAUUGUACUUCUGAGCAGUAUUAUGAUUGCAAAUUUAAAGCAAGUGCAUAUUAUGGGUGCCCAAUUGGCUGGAGUUUAGCAAAAGGCUGGUGUUAUCUUUUGCAAGAUGAUGUUCUACUAUGGGAAGAUGCGGUUACAGCAUGUAAGGCUAAAGGCGGGGAUUUAGUAUCCAUUCAGAGUUAUAGUGAACAGGAAGAGGUGUUUGCAUUGAUAAACAGUGGCCCACCAUGUCCCGAAAGUUUUAUAGAGGACAAUGGCAUUUGUGUUUUUGUAUCACCCUAUUUACUUACAUGGGCAGAAGCAAGGUCAUCAUGUUUAGAAGCUGGCUCUGACCUCUUUAUGGUUAAAUCGGCUGCUGAUCAAGCUGUUGUGAAGAAAUACUUAACAGAGGGUGAAGAAUUAUGGUUGGGUGGCACAGAUGAUCAAGAAGAAGGCUCAUGGGUAUGGGUAGAUGGGACACCUUUUAUGUAUUUCAACUGGGAGGAAGGAAAUAUUAAUACUAAUGGAGAGAACUGUGCACUGAACAGAGGAGAAACCAACCACUGGGUAGCCAGAAAUUGUUCUGAAAUUCAUGCAUAUGUGUGUGCAAGGCCUACAAGUAAAGAUAAAACACGAUGGAUUGGAUUAUCUGAUAAGUCAAGUCUCCAAACCUUUGAAUGGUCAGAUAAGAAUCCUAUGAUUUACAGUAACUGGGGUGUUGGAAUGCCUAAUACUUAUGGAGAGUUACCAGUAUGUUCCUACAUUAACACCAUUCAUGGAGACUGGAUGCAUACAGAAUGCUCAGAAUCUAAGGGUUCUGUGUGCAAAACAAAUUCUGAAAUUACUGGUCCUCCCCCUGAUGUUGAUGGCUGUCUUGAAGAUGAAGUUGCAUAUAUGGACACAUGUUACAGAUUUGAUGUUCAUUUUACAUCUUAUGAUGCAUCUGAAAAAACCUGCAAGGAUUGGGGUGGUCAACUGUUGGAUCUGCAAUCAGAAUAUGAGCAAGCCAAAAUUACAACAUUUGUUGUAGACCUUGAAAUUCAUUUUUGGGUUGGACUGAAAUACAAUAAUGCUACUCAAUCAUUUGAAUGGUCUUCAGGGAAACCUGUAGAAUACACUCACUGGGCUGAAUAUGAACCAGACUUCAACCAUGCAGAAGAUGAUGGAUCUGGUUUUUGUGCAUAUAUGCAUAGACAUGAAGAUAUCGGGUUUUGGAAAGUUAUUAGAUGCUCUAAACCAAUGGCCAGUAUCUGUGAAUUUCCUAGACAGGGAUAUACAGAGCCACCAACAACAACUACAACAAUUCGUCCAGAAGCUCAAUGCCCAAGCUAUGAGUGGAUAAAAUAUAAUGAACAUUGUUACAGAGCAUUCGAAGCUUAUAAUAUUGGAAAUGGAUUUGGGUAUGGCUUUGAAGAUGCAAGAAAAUUUUGCCAAAGUCAGGGUGGAGAUCUAAUAACAAUUGGUGAUUAUGAUGAAGAUUACUCUACUGUACAAUCACAGUAUUUAUAUGGGAAUUAUUAUAUUGGACUGAGGGCAAAUGAGAAUGAAGAUAAUGAACUGGAAUAUGGUUGGAUAGAUGAUACACCUUUAAGUUUUAUAAACUGGGGAUAUUUGCAACCAAACACACAUGAUGGAAAAGAACUAUGCAUUGCAUAUGACUUCACAUCAGUCUAUGCUUGGCGUAACUUCAACUGUGAAGAGAGGUUAGGUGUAAUUUGUGAAUCAGUGGCAGGAAUUGAAGCUCCAACAACAGUGGAUCCUCCUACUCCACCACCAAGAAUUCCAUGUGGAAAUGGUUUGGGGGAAGAAUGGUUCCGUAUCUCUGAGAUUGAAGAUAUGUGCUAUGCUAUCUAUCAAGAUUUCAAUUCCCAAGGGAAAACAUUUAGACAGGCAGAAGAUUAUUGCUCACAGCAGGGAGCCCACUUGGCAUCAAUACACACUCAUGAGGAAAAUUACUAUCUCCGGAGUGAAAUUGAGUUCAGUAAUGUUGCAAAUGUUUGGAUUGGAUUGACCAGCUUAAAUCUGGAUGAGGGAUAUGAGUGGACUGAUGGAACUCCAGCUGAAUAUUUAGCUUGGGGUGAAAAUGAGCCUAAUAAUGCGCUAGAUCAAGAAAGUUGUGCCUCACUGAAUUCUCGAAAUGGAUAUUGGAAUGAUGCAAGAUGCAACAUUGCUCAAUCUUGGAUUUGUAAAAGACCAAAAGAUGGAGAGUACACCACAAAAGCAUCAACAGCUUACCCUUCAGGUCACUGUCCGAAAGACUGGUUGGAAUUUGAAGGACGUUGUUACAAGAUCUUUGGAGAUGAAACUUCUUACUCUAACUGGACAACUGCAAGGGAAACAUGUAAAAGUUUAAGUAUCACCAGAAGACACAAGGGAGAACUUGCUUCAAUCCAUAGUGACUUGCAAACAGCAUUUUUGGUAGCUGAAUCAGCUAAAUACCCUGAGAAUGGAUAUUGGAUUGGGCUGAACAUGCUUUUAUCCUACGGAGAAUCAUUAUUUACUUGGAGCGAUGAAACAGACGUAGACUUCACAAAUUGGGACCAAGAUGAGCCAAAUGGAGCAUGGUACUAUGAGUACUGUGUUCAAAUGUAUGGAUUUAAAGACAGCCCGGGAAAAUGGAAUGAUGCUAAUUGUGAUACAAAAACAGGAUUCAUAUGUGAAGCCAUUGUUUCGGACAAUAUCCCCACUGAGUCUCCAGCAGAUUGGAAACCUUGCAGUAAAGCUGGCCUGGGUGAGAAAGGUUUCAUUGAGCUGCAUGGAAACUGCUUUAAAUUUGAAUCUGAAUCUAAGAGUUGGGAAGAGGCAGAAACAGUCUGUAAAAACUAUGGUGACCAUGUGCACUUGACCUCUGUCAUGAAUAAGUUGGAAGAAGAUAUUUUAGUAGUACUGUCGCAUCCUGAAGAUUUCUGGGUUGGACUCAAGAAAGAGGAGAAUACCUGGAAAUGGGCAGAUGGCUGGCCUGUGGAAUACACUAAUUGGUAUAACACUGAGUUUGAAAAUGGAACAUGUGCCUUUAUUAAGUCGCAAGGAGGACAUUGGUUCCAGGAGGAUUGCAGUAAAAGUAUGAAGUUUGCUUGUAAACAUAUAGAAGAUGAUACUCCUACUCCUCCACCACCAACCUACUGUCUAGACGGGUGGUAUGGAUAUCAGGAUAAAUGCUACAUGGUCAGUGAUGUUAUCAUGGAUAUGCCAAGCGCUAGACAAGCUUGUUGGCAGUUUAAAAACCCUGAUGGAACUCAUGGUGAUCUGCUUAGUCUGCAUAGUGCUGAGCAAACUCAAGCUGUAAUGAAAUAUGUUUACAAUAUGUAUCCAAACUUGGGCUCAGUUUGGAUAGGGCUGAGUAGGAGUGGAGAAGGGUUUGAAUGGACUGAUGAAUCUCCGUUUGAUUUUGAGAACUGGUAUGAAGGAGAACCUAAUGAUGGUUAUGAAUCAGAAGAUUGUGUUGAUGCAAUUGGUGAAGCCUUUACAUGGAAUGAUGUAUUUUGUUCCCAAUACACAGCCUAUGUCUGCAUGCUGGAUCAAGAGACUCCAACGACAACUGUAACUACCAUAUCCUCUGAGUCUCCAGUAACUGGUUCAUCACCCCACACAGAGGAGACAACCACUGAAAGGAAACCCACAGAGCAUACAACACAGAGAGAAACUACAAAGCAUACCACAGAGCAUCAUACUGAUGAUCACCCUACAACUACCACAGUGCCUGAUAACCAGGGUACAACUGAAUCCAAUAAUCCUACAGAUUCUGGAAUGGGAGAUGGUGCAAUUGUAGCUAUUGUACUGUUCGUUCUAAUCUUAUGUACAAUCUCUGCUGUACUUGUUAUACAACUAAGGGAGAAUAACUGGGAUUGGAGGAGAAUGGCAACAAAUGCACGAGCCAGGUCGUCUUCGAUGUUCCGCCAAAAUGGGGCGCCAUCUUUUCCCAACAUGGCGUACAACUCAGGUUCCAGCAGUGUUAAAACUACAUGAAGACUAAGUGAAAACGUCAACAGAAAGGGCUGGAAAGCCAGCGACAACAAUUCUUUGUCCGAACCACAUUAUCAUUAUUUCUAGUCGGCCAAUAUUAAGUUUUUUUUAAUAUUAAAGAAUCAACCAAUGAAGAAUUAAUUAAAAAUGCCAAAAGAACUAUAGAUGCACAAAAUAUGAUGAAGUAACGAUGUCUAUGAUUCUCUUAACCUCCCCCCUCUCUACCUUUUUUUAUAGUUUUCUAUCCCAAACCUCUCCAUGUGUAACCCUUGUUCAGUCUAUCUGCAAAUUAAGGUUCAAACGAGAAUGAAAAAUACUUUGUUGCCCAGAAAAUGUCCACCUUUAGAUAGUAUAAAAUAGUAUUUAAUUUAUGACCUUUUUUUCAAUUGUUGUUUUAUACAUACAUGCAUAUAUGCAUUUGUGCAUAGGUUUAAUAAAAUUAUACAUUUUUGUAACAUGUACUUAAUUUAUUUAAUAAAUAAAAAGAAAGUUGUGAAAA